CAAGCAGGGGUGUUGGAGCUACAUGGUCCUUCAGAAGCAGGAUUGGACACUCAUAAUGUCACGCAUGAUGCACUCCGGCUGAAUGACUCUUCUCACCUGUAUCCUCUGAAACACUCCGGAUUAUUAAAGCGAGCCGGUUUGAAACCCACAAAUCAUUCAAGAUGAGCGAACAGCUCAAAUUUAUCGUCGAACAGCUGAACAGGGAGCCUUUUAAGAAAAGCUUCAAUCUCAUUACAUUCGACUCUCUGGAGCCAAUUCAGUUGCUGCAGACUUUAAAUGAUGUUCUGGCUGAAAUUGAUCCGAAGCAAGCCAUUGAUAUACGUGAGGAAAUGCCGGAGCAGAUGGCUAAGAGAAUGUUUACUCUUCUGGGGAUGCUGAAAUACAAACCUUCUGGAGGAAUGGCUGAAGUAAGCAGUUUUCGGCAGGGUUUAGUGAUAGGCAGUAAGCCUGUGGUGCACCCCAUCUUGCACUGGCUGUUGCAGAGGAUUCCAGAGCUGAAGAAGAGAGCGUACCUGGCCAGAUUCCUCGUCAAACUGGAGAUUCCUGCUGAGUUUCUUCAAGAUGAUAUCAUUGCUGAGACCUACCACCAGUAUGAGGAGCUGGUAGAGGGAUUUAAGAACAUCCACAAAGAGUGCGAACAGCUGAAGAGCUCGGGUUUCUCCACUGCUGAGAUUCGACGGGACAUUGUUGCAAUGGAAGAGGAGAAGGAUCAACUCAUAAAACGUGUGGAGCGGCUUAAAAAGAGGGUGGAGGCAGUGUCAAACCACCAACGCAUGCUGGAAUUGGCCAGACAGCUAAGAGUGGAAAAAGAAAGAGAAGAGUCUCUAGCUCAUCAGAAACAAGAGCAGAAAAACCAGCUCUUCCAGGCAGAGCAGAGACUGCAGCGAUGUCAGAUCCAGCUCAAAGACUUGCAGCAAGCAGCCGCAGAUGAAAAGCCAGAAAGCCUCAUGAAGAGACUUGAGGAGGACAUCAAGUUUAACUCCUACAUGGUGUCUGAGAAGCUGCCCAGAGAGCUGGAGAACAUGAGAAAGGUGGUGCAGUAUUUACAGAAGGUGGCGUCUGAGCCUGCUAUGGGCCAAGCAGAACUGAGGGAGCUAGAGGACAAGAUCAAAGAAACCAACACAGUGAUCAACCAUCUGAUUGAGAAGAGGAUGAUGCGUAACGACCCAAUGGAUGAUAAACUCUCUUUGUUCAGACAGCAGGCUGCUAUUAUAGUUCGUAAGAAGGAGACCAAAGUAGAGGAGUUGCAGGAGGCCCGUGAAGAGUUGGCGGCUGUGGAGAGAGAACUGAACAUGAAGAGCAGUCAGGCACGAGAGCAGGGCGGAGCGGAGCUGAUCCGUGGAGAUGAGUUUAAGCGAUAUGUGGCCAAGAUGCGUGGCAAGAGCAGCACUUACAAGAAGAAACGUCAGGAGAUCGCUGAGCUGAAGGCUGAGUACGGUGUUCUACAGAGGACUGAAGAGAUCCUGAGAGAGCGACACACAGUUGGACAACAGCAGCUGCAAUCUCUGGAGGCUCAGCGGGGGAUCUCGGGCUACAGCGAUACGCAGGAAGAGCUGGAGAGAGUCUCCGCUAUCAAGAGCGAGCUGGACGAGAUGAAGGGACGAACGCUGGACGACAUGUCUGAAAUGGUAAAGAAGCUGAAUUCAGUGAUAGCACAGAAGAAGACUGCUCUGUCUCCUCUGAUAAAGGACCUGAGAGCACUGAGACAGGAACACACGGAGCUCGCUCCAGAGUACGAGCAAAAGAAGGCUCAGUAUGACACCUGUUCUGCAGGACUGGAGAGCAACAGGUCCAAGCUGGAACAGGAAGUGAGGAUGCUCAGGGAAGAGACGGCACAAGAAGAAAGCCGAUAUCAUCAUAUUAACUGCAUGAGAGAGAUUGUUGAGAGUCAAAUGCAGAGGGCGGCAGAUCAGAGUAAGAUCAAUCAGUCAAUGGACCUGCAGGUGCGGAGGACUGCUCUCAGAGAGAAGUACAUUGCAAACAUGGGAGAGCAGGAGUCCUUGGGCAAGGUUUUACGUCAGCAGGUGAAGCAGGUGCGAGAGAACCAGGAACCCAAUAUGAGACAGAUGAAGAUGUGGAAGGACCUGGAGACGCUGCUGGAGUGCAAGAAGCAGUGCUACCUCAAGGCUCAGAGCCAGGCGCCUAUCGGGCACGUCAUCCAGGAUGUUGGCAAGGAUAUGCUGGUUCUGUGAUGAUAUUUUCCUCAUAAAAGUUGUCUUUCUGGUCAUUAAUGUAUUACUUGUAUACAUUAUUGUAUAUGCACAGUCGUAUGUGUAUUCAUUUGUAUGUGAAAUUAAAUUUUGAUGAACACUUUUUUACCCUCAGACCAUCCAAGAAGUAGAUGAGUUUAUUAAUUCGUCAUCCAAACAGAUAAUUAUUAACAGAAAAUUAGCAUUACAUCAUUUGCUCACAAACAAAAAAGUUGAAUUUCUUACAAACAGGCAUCUUUUUGCUUCACAAGACGUUAAUUGAUGGACUGGAGUCGUGUGGAUUGCUUGUCAGCUGUUUGGACUCUCAUUCUGACAGCACCCAUUCACUGCAGAUCCAUUGGUGGGCAAGAUAAAUUUAUCCAAAUCUAUUUUAAUGAAGAAACAAACUCAUCUACAUCGUUUUUGAGAGAACUAUUCCUCUAAAACUGUAUAUUAGUAUAUAUAAAUGCAUUCCGAAAUGAAAAGGCUCAUAUCCUAAAGGUCGUCUGGAUAAGAGGGUUCAAAACCCUCUGACACACUAACAUCCAGCAAGUCACAAGUCUCGGUUUUGACACAUCUUUAAGAACAGAGCUCCAGUCUAUGUGUCCAAAGAUAACACCCUACAAAGUGCUACACUUUGGAUACGUCCGCGCUCCAGGUUAUUUUGGGAAACAACAGCCAUGACCUUGGGUAGAAGAGCUGUCCAAUUUAGGAAUUCAGUUGGAUCUCCUUUUGUUGCUCAGUCAGGGUAGUGCUACAGUAGUAAACGGACUUGUCCAAUCAUCAUUCGUGAGUAGCUUAUUUACCAAAUGUUCAUUUUCUUCUACUGUCCUUUUCCACUGUAUGGACAAGUGAGAAGACUGCUAGGCUAUUUUUUGAAAAGUUAGGGAAAAAAAAAGUAUCAUAGUCAUAUAAAUUGUAAAUUAAAGAUUUAUACAGUUAUUUUUUAACAUUCUAAUGUAGAUUAUUCCGCAUUACACAUCCUGUAUAUAGAUCCUGCAGCUACAGGUGCCAUUCUGGUGAUACUUUUUAGAAUAUCCAGUAAACUUUCUCUCUUUCUUUCUCUGUUUGGUGCAUCCAUCCAGAAUGUCAUUGUUUGGAUGAGAAUCAAUAUCAGCGCAGCAUACCCCUACGCAUAUAUAAAUGGAUCUUUUCUAUAAAAAUGGAUAGGCUAGAGCUCCAGGGUGGUAAUUCAUUCAUUUAUUCAUAUAUUAAUAUAAUAAUAAUAUGCAUAGGUCACCCUGAGUAGGUGUAAGCACUGCAUCCUGACGUACUGUUGCGUAGCAGUGUGUCUGCAGCAUAGCAGACAUCUGGCAGCUUAAAUACUGAGUCAGUCACAUUCUAAAUGGCCUCAUCAUAAUCACAAUUAGAUUUUCUUUUAUCAACAAAUAGAAUAGAACAGCUAAAGUUUUACACUCCAAAAGGAUGUAUGAGGAAAGGAAAAGAAUAUAUCUUUUAAAUUCUUUCUUUCUAUCUUUUAUUAUCUUUUAAAAUUUGUUUAGAAUAAAUUUGAGAAGUUUGUAAAAAUGUAAUAUUUGUAUCCAUGCUGAUUUUAUUUUUUACCAUUUACUACUUACGAUUAAAAAGUAUUAAAAUGCUUUAGUUUAAACUUAAAUAUGUAAGUAAACAAUAAUUAUUUUAAAGGUUAAAAAAGUCAUGUUUUCUAAUAACCUUGACAAAAAACAUUUAAAAAGUGUAAAUAAGUAAUAAAAAAAUCUGUGCUAUUUUAAUGACACUAUUUUA
This is a messenger RNA of Labeo rohita (rohu), 3932 nucleotides long. RefSeq names its product intraflagellar transport 81 homolog (gene ift81). NCBI's taxonomy places the organism in Eukaryota, Metazoa, Chordata, Actinopteri, Cypriniformes, Cyprinidae. The transcript has 20 exons. Gene Ontology annotation, biological process: cilium assembly; intraciliary transport. Gene Ontology annotation, molecular function: tubulin binding. Gene Ontology annotation, cellular component: centrosome; cilium; intraciliary transport particle B. The record is from RefSeq and is a predicted model, not a curated record. Bases 162 to 2192 code for a protein of 676 amino acids.